UUCAGGGUCCGCGGCCUGGGCGUCUGGACCUGAACUUUGGGCGGUUCCCGCGGCUGUUGCGACGGGACUGCGCCCCACCGCCCAGGGCUCACCCUCGGAACCCACCCUGGUUCUGGCUGCGCGCCUUGUCUCUGUGCGACCGACGGCCCCCCCACCCUCGACCCCGCGUCAGCGCGUGGGCGUGUGGUGGAGGCGGAGCCCGCUGUCCCAGGACCGGCGAUUGGCUGAUUCCGCUUUCCUUUCGCCUUCCUGGCUGCGGAGCUCAGGUGUGAAGUGCCCGCCAGGGUAGGACCCCUCGAUCGGAAGGAAUGAGCUUUGCUUUUCCAGUGAGGUCUUAACAUCGCCCACAGGAGUUUGAGCUAUCCGUCAGCCGCAGGUUCCAGAAAUAGUUAGGAUUUAUGUUAUUUUUGCGGUCGGUGGAAGAUGUUGGCAUUUAUGUUUGCCUCCGGGAGUUUUUUACUGGCAACUUAAACGACUUAUUUUUCCCUAGAAACACUAUUCUGUCCCUCAGGGGCUCAUAUUGUUAUUUUCCAUGACAGGUCCUGACGACAAUAUUUGCAAAAAGUAUAUAAAGAUGAUAACCAAUAUAGUUAUAUUGAGCCUGAUCAUUUGCAUUUCUUUAGCUUUCUGGAUUAUAUCUAUGACUGCAAGCACCUAUUAUGGUAAUUUACAGCCUGUUUCUCCUUGGCGUUGGCUGUUUUCUGUUGUUGUUCCUGUUUUGAUCGUCUCUAAUGGCUUUAAAAAGAAAAGUCUAGACCACAGUGGGGCUUUAGGAGGGCUUGUGGUUGGAUUUAUCCUUACCAUUGCAAAUUUCAGCUUUUUUACCUCUUUGCUGAUGUUUUUCCUUUCUUCUUCAAAACUCACUAAAUGGAAGGGAGAAAUAAAGAAGCGUCUAGAUUCAGAAUACAAAGAAGGUGGGCAGAGGAAUUGGGUUCAGGUGUUCUGUAAUGGAGCUGUGCCCACUGAGCUGGCCCUGCUCUACAUGAUAGAAAAUGGCCCCGGGGAAAUCCCAAUAGAUUUUUCCAAGCAGUAUACUGCUUCCUGGAUGUGUUUGUCUCUCCUGGCUGCACUGGCCUGCUCUGCUGGAGACACAUGGGCUUCAGAAGUUGGUCCAAUUCUGAGUAAAAGUCCACCAAGGCUAAUAACAACCUGGGAAAAAGUUCCAGUUGGGACCAAUGGAGGGGUCACAAUGGUGGGCCUUGCUUCCAGUCUACUUGGUGGCACCUUUGUGGGCAUCACAUACUUCCUCACACAGUUGGUUUUUGUUAAUGAUUUAGACAUUUCUGCUCCCCAGUGGCCAAUUAUUGCAUUUGGGGGUCUGGCUGGAUUACUAGGAUCAGUUGUAGACUCAUAUUUAGGAGCUACAAUGCAGUUUACUGGUUUAGAUGAAAGCACUGGCAUGGUGGUCAAUAGCCCAGCGAAUGACGUGAAGUACAUAGCAGGGAAACCAAUUCUUGAUAACAACGCAGUGAAUCUGUUUUCUUCUGUCCUCAUUGCCCUCUUACUCCCAACUGCUGCGUGGGGAUUUUGGCCCAGGGAGUGAACUUCUUUUCAUUUACAAAGGUUGAAACUGUGGUAAAUUCAGCUAAAUUUGCAAUUCCAAGUUUAAUCCCUAAGAAGAAUAAUUGUAAUUGACAAAGAGAAAAUACUGGCUCUUCCCAUAUUCAUUGUGAUGAGAUUCCACAUUUUUCUUCUCAUUAACUCCCUUGAAACAGCCAACCUCUUUGUAGUGAAAGAUAAGUGUACAUAGAACUUACUUGUGUUUUUCUUCUGCUAAAUAGAGCUUCUUGAGCAAUGAAGCUCUGAUGUCCCUAAAUAUUGCUGUAUGUUGGCCUAAAAGUGUAAUGCCAGUUGUGCCAGUUGCCCAAAUUUUAGUUUUGGGUGGUUUAAAUUGAUGUGUGUGGAAGCCUGAAUAAAUAUACUCUUCACUUCCUCCAUUAUUUGCCAUUUCCAGUUGUGAGAAGUGUGGGGUAUGGUUCUUAGGGAGCUAUUCCACAUGUGUUCUUCCUUCCUCAGGGUUAGUAAUGAAAAAAAAGUAAAUAUCUUUUUCAUAUGACCAUUAGAAUGCAUGGAAAAAAUUAUUUUUAAGUAAAAGCAAAAGAGAUUUAUCUUCUGUCAAUAAAAUGUGCACCUUACUUAUAUUUUAGUUGAUUUUUGAGCAGACAUUAUCUUGAAUUUAAUAUUUUUUAAUGUAUUUCUAGCUUUUUUUGAAAUUUAUAUAGAAAUCUGUUUUAUUUUGGCACCCUGAACAGUUAGUCACUGGAAAACUAUCAUAAUUAUUUUUUUAUUUGCUACCUAGAAUUGAUUGGAAGAUGCUAUGAUUUCCUAUUCUGUGCUGAAGUUAUGCUCUCCUGUACAAUAAUAGACUCAACUAAAAUGAAUUCUACUUUUCUGUUUUAUCCUUCACUAUGAUUUACUGUAUGCUAAAGGAGUUUGAAAUGGUGUGGAUUAUUUUGCUGAAACUAUUUAAAAAUAUUUUUCAUGUGAUUUCCAUACACCCGCCCCCAUACUUUUUUUACAUUGAAAUUGAAACUGAAGAGAGAUUCCAUGAAUAACCCACCAUUAUUAAGAGUGGAUAAAGCUUAGAUUUCUUUACUGGUGACUCUACUACAGUGAUAAUUGAGAACUGAGUUGAUUCUGAAAGAAAGAAAGAAAAAAGCAGUUGACACACUUAAUCCAGGCAACAGAGGGGGUCUCAAUCGUUGGUUUUCACCUUUGGGUAUACUUUGGAAUCACCUGAGUAUCUUGUCCUGGGCUUCACUUGGAAGGAUUCCAAUUUACCUUUUCCAGGUUAGAGCCUGGGUAUUAGCACUUUUUAAGAGUUCUUGUUCCUGCACAUGAGAAUCAUCUAGGGUGUCUUUUGGUUUUUUAAGAUUUUUUUUUUUUUAAGUAAUCUAUACACUCAGCGUGAGGCUUGAACUUACAACCUCAAGAUCAAGAGUUGCAUGUUCUACUGACUUAGCCAGCCUGGGUAGGGCAUUUUUAAAAACACUUGCCAAGGCCCCUUCCUAGAUCAAGUAAAUCAGAAUAUCUGAAGGUGAGGCUCAUGCAUAGGUUAUUUCUAGAAAGCUCUCCUGGAGAUUCAAAUUUUAAACAGGUUGAGAACUACUAAAUCAGAAUGUCCUAAAGCACUAUGCAUAAAAGAAGCUUCAAAAGAGUGGGACUUUGCAUUUUUAUACAGGCAGCUAUUAGUAGCAGUGCUAUAUGCUGUCUUUAUACAGUGAUAUCUUCUAAUAAUUAUACCUACAUCACUUAACAGCUCAUUCCUGUGUUUUUGAUGCAGCCUGUUUAUUCCCAUAGCUGUUCCAAUAUGCCUUUUCUCUUUUCCUGGUGACUCAUCCUCAUGACAUACCAUGGAAUAAAAAUAUUUUUUGUAACCAUCUUUGGGUUUGAUAGAAUCACCAUAUCAUUAACAGAUUAGGGAAAUACUGCUUGACAAGCCUUUAUUUGAAAACCUAGGGCUAAUUGUGUUUUGAAAUCAAAAUUUUCAGAUUUUAGAACACUAAUAGAGUACAUAUAUUUUCCUCAAAUUCUCAAGAGUCUAAGAUAGGGGCGCCUGGGUGGCUCAGUGGGUUAAAGCCUCUGCCUUCGGCCCAGGUCAUGAUCCCAAGGUCCUGGGAUCAAGCCCCGCAUCAGGCUCUCUGCUCAGCAGGGAGCCUGCUUCCUCUUCUCUCUCUGCCUGCCUCUCUGCCUACUUGUGAUCUCUCUGUCAAAUUAAUAAAUAAAAUCUGUAAAAAAAAAAAAAAAAACCCACUUUCAUAGAAUUCCAUAUAACAUUAUAAUAAAAAAAUAUGUACUGCCUACCUCAGCAGCUUAAAGGUAUACAUACCAUUUCUUAAAACACUAUUAUGCAGUAGAGGAGAGGAAGGUGUAUGUGGCCCAAGGCUUUUGAAGCUUUUGAAGAAGACCUGAAAAUUUAAAGGAGUGGCAUUUGAGGACUCAUCAGUGGAGGUACCAGGAGAAUAAUGAAUUGAUAAAAUCGGUCAUUCCAUUCUUAGCUUUUCUCAUUACUUGGGUUAUGUAUGCCUCAGCCAAGCUGAAUAUAUCUUUAUUGUUUCUAACUCCUACCUAUGUAGGGUGCUGGCUUCAGAAAUGCCAACCCCAUCCCAAUUAGAUAAAGACCUAGUAUAGAGAAAAAUCAUGCAAAAAUCAUAAACUUUGCCUCAUUCCUGUAGCAUUAACAGAUGCUCCCUGUUGUGCACAGCGGGUAUACUGGAGCCCAGUCAUCUGAUGUCCCUGGUGUUUCGUCUGCUGUUCUGAUGUCAUCACAAUGAGAAAAAAAGUGUCGUAGCCAUCAAGUUUCAGGUGAAUUAUAUAUGCUUUAAAGAUGAAAACAAAAUUAUGCAACUAAAUUAUUUAAUCUCCUUAUGGAGUAUCUGUUGCUGUACUUCCAAAUGGUCCUGAAUAUUUUAAAAAUAUGUAGAUGUCCAAUAUAUGUUUGUUAAAUUAAGUUGUUUGACUGUAAACAGUGUUUUCUUUAAGAGUCACUGACAGUUGAUAAUCAGGAACAUUUUUCUGGAGAAAAAUAAAAAAUAAAAAAACCAGUUUGGCUACUUGAA
Molecule: messenger RNA, 4559 nt
Organism: Mustela lutreola (European mink)
Lineage: Eukaryota; Metazoa; Chordata; Mammalia; Carnivora; Mustelidae
Gene: FAABTP
Product: transmembrane protein 19
Exons: 6
Coding region: 533-1543 (336 amino acids)
Cellular component (GO): membrane
Source: RefSeq, a predicted model, not a curated record